Messenger RNA from Schistocerca gregaria, 789 nucleotides. RefSeq names its product cystatin-C-like. Bases 61 to 501 code for a protein of 146 amino acids. The record is from RefSeq and is a predicted model, not a curated record. The transcript is spliced from 5 exons. NCBI's taxonomy places the organism in Eukaryota, Metazoa, Arthropoda, Insecta, Orthoptera, Acrididae. Gene Ontology annotation, molecular function: cysteine-type endopeptidase inhibitor activity.
CACGAGUGAGGCGGAAGCAGGUUGUGAAGGUGUGCAGCUGCAUCAGUAAAUCGGUCGACCAUGAAACUUGUUUAUUUCUUGGCGUUUCUCUCUUUAUGCAUUUCAUUAAAUGCACACCCUGUGUCGGAACCGACCGAGGUUCCUCCUCCAGGAGGUCUCGAAGACGCGGAUGUAAAUGACGAAGCUGUCAAGAAUGCUGCAGCUUUUGCAGUAGGUGAAAUCGAUAAGCAACAAGAUUCGGAGUACAAGCUAGUCUUGGUUGAGAUUAUUAGUGCUCAGACACAGAUUGUUUCAGGAACAAUGUACUAUUUGGAACUAGAAAUUGGGGAGAGCAACUGUACCAAAGGAAUUGAUGUUGCCACCACAGAAUGUAUAAUCCAGGAGAACUCAAACAACCAGAUCUGCAGUGUGCAAGUCUUGGAAGUGCAAUGGGUAAAUAUACUUGAGGCUUCAAACAUAAAUUGUGUCCCAAAGUCAGAAAGCCAGAAGAAGAAAUCAUAGGGAUGGUACUGAUGUCAAGGUAAUAUCCUUCAUUGAUCUAAAAACAUUGGCUUUGAUAACUUCCAGAAUAAGCUGUGAGCAAGACUGGAUAAAUUUACAAAAAAUUAAAAGUACACCAUAACUAGUUUUUUCAUGUUAUAUGAAACAGUUUCAAACAGAUUAAUGUAAAGGAUAAAAAAAAAGGAUAAAGAAAUUUUAGAUUGAAAUGUGUAUAUAUAUAUUUUAAUGAAACGAGAUUCCUUGUUGCUUCCAUUCAGUAUUUUUCUAUGUAAUUUUAGUUUGCAAAAU